CAAUUUGCUAAGAGAAUGGUGCAUCUCAAAAAAGUAAUCUUGCCAAGAUGCCAAAAUGAGAUGAAGACCCCUCCAGAGAGGUCGGGAAUCACCUUUAAGGUCGGAGCUCAGCUGCAGGCCAGAGACUGCCAAAAAAACUGGUACUCUGCCACAAUUGAGAAAAUCGACUAUGAGGAAGAGAAAGUACUCGUACACUUCAAGCAGUGGAGCCGUCGUCAUAAUGAAUGGAUUCAUUGGAGCUCGUCCUGUUUGCGUCCACUGGAGCGCAUCAGUCUGAGGCGGCAGGGGUUAAAAAGUUCCCGCUCCUCCCCGGUAUUUGUUUCUGGUACAAAGGUUCUGGCAUGUUGGACAGACUGUCGCUUCUACCCAGCCAAAAUCAUUCGUGUCAACAAGGAGGAUUCCUACACAGUGCGAUUCUAUGAUGGAGUAGUUCGAAAUGUGAAGGCUGCUAAAAUUAAGCCUUUCCCAAAAAGGUCAAAACGGGAGAAGAAAGCAGUUGGAAGUGAAGGAUGGGAGGAGGGGGAAAGUGAGGAGGAGGACGGAGACAAAAGGGAGAAAGAGAAAGAGGAACAAGGAGAGAAGGUUUCAACUGAGGUGAAGAAAGAAAGUGCUGACAGUGAAAGUGUGGAGGCGAAUAAUCAUACUUCACUGUGCCUUCCGUCACCUGGGCCGAAUGAAGAAAGUAGAAAAACUGAGACGCUAGAUGAACCAGGCACUGCUUCCUCCAUCCAGCCAGCUCUUUCCAUCCCACCACAUGUUGACAAAGACAUCCUGUUGGAACGUCAGUCCCAUCUCCCCACCACACACAAGUACAGUCGAGAACCACUAUACAGAGUGAUAAAGAAUCAACCACCUCCCAUCCUUUCCAUUGAUUUGGACCACAACCCUUUCAAGUGCACGUCAGUGGGCUGCACUAAGUCCUUCAGAAAGGCCAGUUUGUUGCAUUACCACAUGAAGUAUUAUCAUUCUGAUCAGCUACAGGACAAGAGAAGCAGUGGGCAGGGAACUUUGAGGAGGAAACGCUCAUCUUCCGAAGGAUGCGAGUAUCUACUGGAAAGAAAGAUGAACGCACAGGCCAGCACAUUUCAUCAUGAUGACAGAGAGCACAGCAUAGUAGAGACAGUCCCACCUCCGUGUCCGAAAUCAGAGGUGAAGAAAGAGGAAGCGAGAGAGAAGCCAUAUGGAAAUGAUCGGAAGGAAAAGAAGAACUUCUUAAGAGUUAAGCUGAAGAAGAAGAAAAAGAAGAAGAAGAAAAGCCAUUCAGGACUUUGCAGCAGUGACGAUGAACUCUUAGACCAUCCACGAAUUAUGCUCAAACUCUCUCCGGAACACCCAAAUAUAUUUACACAAGCAGCUGAUGAUGGCAGCGAUUGGUCAACACUCACUGCUGAGAGUGGAGAAGACACUACUUCCUGGCCAGUUGCUAUGGAGACAGAAGAAUGUGAGGUAGUGAGGUGCGUCUGUGAGGUGGACGAGGAGAAUGACUUCAUGAUCCAGUGUGAGUCUUGUCUGUGUUGGCAACAUGGCACCUGCAUGGGCUUGUAUGAGGACAAUGUCCCGCACAACUACAUCUGCUACUACUGCAGACACACAGCAGGUUGGAGACGUAAACAACAUUACUUGCCACAACCGGACCUCCUGACCUCAGGUCACAUGUUUGGCCUGUCUUGCGUAAAGGAGAACUACUCUAUUGCUAACGCCUCCAAGAUCCUGCACACUAGCGGUCUUCUGGCCCAUACCUAUGGACUUCAUCAGGUCCUUAGUGGACUGCAGCUGAAAAUUAGUUUGCUCCACUCCGCCUCUCACCCUGACCUGCGGCUGUGGCGGUUUCCCUGGAGAUGGCUUGAUGAGGAGCCACUGAAAACCGAAGAUUCAAGGGAAGACAGUUCUGUAAGCUACGUGAGCAGUGAGCACUGUUACCAGAAACCUGGUGCUUUGAGGGCUAAAUCGGAGCCUGAAGAAAAGGAAUGUUCAAAACCAGAAAUAAAGCCUGAACAAAAGGAAAUAAAGCAAGAAGAUACUGACAGUGAUGCAGCGGUUGCACCAGAAAACUGUUACCUUGGCGAGCGCCGUCAGUUAUCCGUGAAGAGCACUGAUGUAAACGAAGAGCAUGCACUCUCGCUGUCAACAACGUCAACGAUUGGGUGUCAGUUGAACCUGUGCGAGCAUGUUGAGUCUCUUCAUCAGCAGAUCAAUGACAGGAUGGAUCUGAUUGAGAAAGAGCUGGAUGUGUUGGAGUCCUGGUUGGACCACUCCGGAGAGCUUGAGCCACCCGACCCUUUAUCCCGCCUCCCACAGCUUAAACAACGAAUCAGGAGGUUGCUGCAUGACCUCUGCACAGUGAGACUUCUGUCUGUCCAACACUGAAUUUUUGCAGCACGCAUUUGAACUUUGACCCAGCGCAUCAUGACACACGUGGUUGCACUUGGAAAAAAAAAUGGACCCGCAGUUGCUUUGCAGCAACAAAUGAAAAGGCAAUCAAUCUAGUUUAAUAUAUUUUUUAAAUGAAUUAGACUGACAUUUUUGGUGGACUUUGUGUUCAAGAACAUUUCCAUGAUGCUUUCAGUGGAGUCUCUUGAAGGUUUCAACUAACUGACUAAUGGCUUUCUACUGUUGGAAGUGGUUCUUUUUAGUCUAGAACAUGGUUUACCAAAAAACAUUUCUUUCUAUUUACCCUGGAAUAACAACCUAAUUAGUGACUCCCAAUAUAUAGUUUAAGGUUUAUAGUAUUCAGAAGGUAACCCAUAUUUUUAACUGUAGUUAAAUUAGAUUAACUUUUAUAUAUUCAGAAAGAAAUAUUUGGUUUGUAAUUUUUUGAAGUUCUGGUAGUUCCACCUGUAGGAAUGGCAAUUCAACAGAUCUACUUGGAUUUAAGAAAUGGGUGUUUAAAUUGACAGUUCUUGUCAAAACAUGCUUCUUGAGGCUUUUAUCUGAAGUCAUUGGAUUUCAUGCCGGUUUUCACGACCCAAACAGAUUGCCUUCUCUUUUUGACACCAACAUUUAUAGUGAGUAAGCCUGUGUACUGUAAGUGUUCAUUCUGUGUUCCGUUUCAACUGCGGAGUUUCACAGUUCACAAUUUGCAGUUCAGUUCAAGCCUGAGACGACCGUAUUCAGGACAUGUAAAUGGGAAGUUUUCUAUAAAUGUACAGGAGCCAACUGUAUAAAGCUGUAGAUUUAUUUUUAAGAGAAGGUCUGAAUGGGUGAACAGAUUCUGUUCCAGUUUCCAGGUGGUUUCAUUUUGCUGUGUAUGGAGUGAUCAUCUUGGCUUUGUGUCAUUACAAAUGUUUGUAAUGCUUAUUUGGAUGGGAGUUCAUAUGCAUUGUUCAUUAUAAUAA
Messenger RNA from Synchiropus splendidus (mandarinfish), 3335 nucleotides. RefSeq names its product PHD finger protein 20-like. The record is from RefSeq and is a predicted model, not a curated record. Lineage: Eukaryota; Metazoa; Chordata; Actinopteri; Syngnathiformes; Callionymidae. Gene Ontology annotation, cellular component: MLL1 complex; NSL complex. Gene Ontology annotation, biological process: regulation of transcription by RNA polymerase II. The transcript has 18 exons. Bases 16 to 2367 code for a protein of 783 amino acids.